CUUUCUCCCUCUCUUCUAUCUUCUCUCUUCUUUGUUAACAAACUCCUCCUUUUCUCGCUGAUCAAUUAUACUAUCUAUCAAUCUAUCCAUCCAUCUUCAUUCUCUCUACAGCAUUUCGAGGUUAAACUCCUCUCCUCCGAUACCCUUUUCGCCCAAUCGUCGUAGACACUCUUCAACUGAAUAUCCCUUCAUCGGAUUUUCUUGAUCCAAGAAUCUAUAAUUUGGUUUGAUUGUCCUUAUUUGUAGGUCGGGUUGCUUGAGGAACAUUGCUGCAGAUUAUCUGAAUUGCUUUUUUCCAUUCUGUGAAUCCGGGAGCAGCUAACUGGGUCUUGAAACGGAUGAAGCUUUUAGUGGUUUUGGUAAUUGGUAUUCAAUUUUUUGGCUGGAUUCAGUGAUGGGUUGUACGUGUUCGAGGGUCUGGAUUGGUGAUAUUUGUGCUCCUAGAAAUGGGCAAAUCAAAGAAAGUCCGAGAGUGGGAGAGAUCUCCGUCUUCUCACCUGCUUCUUCAAAUGGCUUAAAUGGGGAAGCAAGGGAUCUGUUGAAUCAGGUGAGUUUAACUAGGGAUUCUGAGGUGGGCAUAGAUAGGCUUUCUAGAGUCUCAGCACAAUUUCUUCCUCCAGAGGGAUCACGUACUGUCAAGGUUCCAUCUGGGAAUUAUGAGUUGCAAUAUUCUUACUUAUCUCAGAGAGGGUACUAUCCAGAUGCACUUGACAAAGCUAAUCAAGAUAGUUUUUGCAUACAUACACCAUUUGGCAACAGCUCAGAUGACCAUUUCUUUGGGGUUUUUGAUGGACAUGGAGAAUUUGGAGCUCAAUGCUCACAAUUUGUGAAGAGGAAGCUAUGUGAAAACUUACUCAGGAACCGCGAACUUAACUCAGACCCUGUUCAGGCUUGUCAUGCUUCGUUUCUGACAACAAACUCGCAAUUGCAUGCUGAUACUUUGGACGACAGUAUGAGUGGGACAACUGCAAUUACAAUUUUUAUUCGUGGUAGGACACUUUAUGUUGCUAAUGCAGGUGAUUCUAGGGCUAUUAUAGCUGAAAGGAGAGGGAAGGAUGUCAAAGCUGUUGACCUGUCUAUAGAUCAAACUCCAUACCGAUCUGAUGAACUUGAACGGGCUAAGCUUUGUGGAGCUAGAGUUCUUACGUUAGACCAGAUUGAAGGACUUAAAGACCCGGACGUAGUGUGCUGGGGUACUGAAGAAGGCGAUGAUGGCGAUCCUCCUAGAUUAUGGGUAGAAAAUGGGAUGUAUCCCGGUACAGCUUUUACAAGAAGUAUAGGUGAUUCAAUUGCCGAGACAAUUGGAGUCGUUGCAAACCCUGAGAUUGUUGUGUUUGAGCUUACUCCUGAUCAUCCUUUCUUUGUGAUUGCUAGUGAUGGUGUGUUUGAGUUCCUUUCAAGCCAAGCUGUGGUUGAUAUGGUCCUACAACAUAAAGAUCCCCGUGAUGCAUGUGCUGCAAUUGUUGCUGAAUCAUACAGACUUUGGCUGCAAUACGAGACUCGCACAGAUGAUAUUACUGUGAUAGUUGUACAUGUUAACGGAUUAACUGAUGAUGCUAGUGUUCAAUCCAAAACUGCUGGUGGUAUUGUUAGAGCUCCUUCUAACCCUCAAGUUGUGGAGGUUACUGGAUCAGAAUCUCCUUCGACCACAAGCUGGAUGUCCAAGAAUCAACAUGUAAGACACGAUCUAUCGCGUGCGCGAAUCCGAGCUAUUGAGAGUUCUUUAGAGAAUGGAGCGGUAUGGGUUCCUCCAUCUCCAGCCCACAGGAAGACAUGGGAAGAAGAAGCACACAUUGAACGUGCAUUGCAUGAUCAUUUUCUUUUCCGUAAACUGACAGUCUCUCAGUGUCACGUUCUACUAGAUUGCAUGCAUAGGGUUGAGGUUCAAGCUGGAGAAGUUGUAGUUAAACAGGGUGGUGAGGGGGACUGUUUUUAUGUUGUUGGAAGUGGGGAAUAUGAGGUCUUGGCAACUCAGGAAGGAACCGAUGGAGAGGUAACUAGAGUUCUGCAAAGGUAUACAGCAGAGAAAUUGACAUCAUUUGGGGAGCUGGCACUCAUGUAUAAUAAGCCGCUCCAGGCAUCAGUACGAGCAGUGACAGAUGGGACACUCUGGGCUCUAAAAAGAGAAGAUUUUCGGGGAGUCCUUAUGUCAGAGUUUGCAAAUUUAUCCUCAUUGAAGUUGCUUCGAUCAGUAGAUCUCCUCUCAAGAUUAACAAUUUUACAGCUCAGUCAAAUUGCUGAUUCCCUCUCUGAAAUUUCCUUCUCAAGUGGGCAGAUUAUUGCUGAUAAGGAUGAAGUUCUUGCUGGAUUGUACAUUAUCCAGAAGGGUCAAGUGCGGAUUACUGUUGACGCUGAAGCAUUAAACAAGUCGAAUAUCAACAGUAUUCUUUCUGACCUGAAGAAGGAGGAUGAUGGAAUUCAAGGAAAUAAGGAACUAUGUGUAGAGAAGAACGAGGGAAGCUAUUUUGGUGAAUGGACACUUUUAGGAGAGCAUGUCGGGAUGCUGUCUGUCAUUGCUGUGGAUGAUGUUGAAUGUGCUGUUUUAUUGAAAGAAAAUUUUGAUUCCAUUGUUGGCUCCCUGACGAAGCUUUCCCAGGAUGAUCACAAGUCAAGACCAUAUUCUCUGCAUUUAUCUGAAAGAUUCUUAAAACCCAUUGAUUCUUCUGCACUGGGAAAGGUCAAGGUCAAUCUCUCUGAUGUGGACUGGAAGAAAUGUGUAUACACCACAGACUGCUGCGAGAUAGGCCUCGUUUCCUUAUGUGAUACAGGUAAAUAUCUCACUUUGAAAAGGUAUUCCAAACACAAAAUCAGAAGUCUUGGAAAGGAAGCUCAAGUACUUAAAGAGAAGAACUUGAUGAAAAGCUUAAGCUCUUCGGCAGGAGUGCCACAAGUUGUUUGUACCUGUGCUGAUGCAGCAUAUGUUGGAAUACUGUUGAAUACAAGAAUCGUAUGUCCUAUUGCUUCCAUACUUUAUAAGCCACUAAAUGAAUCCUCAGCACAGUUUUGCGCUGCCUGUGUUGUCACUGCCUUGGAAGAUCUGCACAAGAUUGGUGUUCUCUUUCGGGGUGUAUCUCCUGAUGUCCUGACAUUUGAUGAAACGGGAUAUGUGCAGCUAGUGGACUUCAGAUUCUCCAAGAAUUUAUUGGGCGAAAGGACAUUUACAACUUGUGGGAUGGUUGACUCCUUGUCCCCAGAGAUAGUCCAAGGGAAAGGCCAUGGUCUUCCUUCUGACUGGUGGGCUCUAGGAGUGUUGAUCUAUUUCAUGUUGGUUGGUGAAAUGCCAUUUGGAUCUUGGAGGGAGAGCGAGCUUGAAACCUUUUCAAAGAUCGCCAAGGGGCAGAUAACCCUGCCCGAGACUCUUAGCCACGAGGCUGUUGAUAUUAUCACCAAGCUACUGGAAGUUGAUGAAAACACAAGGCUGGGAAUGGGGCAAGGAGAUGAGGCUACCAUCAAGGGGCACCCAUGGUUUAAGGGUGUAGACUGGAAUGAGAUUAGAGAUGGAAGCAUGAGAGUUCCUCACGAGAUCCUCUCUCGUAUAAUGCAACAACUUGAGACUCGGAGCGAGGACCAGAUUGCGCCUCCAGUUCCGGGAUGUAGUAUUAAUGAAGGACUCAAUGAUGAUCCAGAAUGGCUCCAGGAUUGGUAGAGAAAUUAUUUUUCGUUGAAUACAUAUGCAUUUUUACUUGCAUGGAGCUACCUGACGAAGACAAUGUAUGUUUUAUUUUUUGAGUUUGUUUCUUGUUCUUGCGCGUUUCUGUCACAUGUAAAUACAGUUAUACAUAUAAAUCAAUUGGCUCUCUUGCAAUU
This is a messenger RNA of Impatiens glandulifera, 3807 nucleotides long. Its product is annotated as protein phosphatase 2C and cyclic nucleotide-binding/kinase domain-containing protein-like. Bases 395 to 3646 code for a protein of 1083 amino acids. NCBI's taxonomy places the organism in Eukaryota, Viridiplantae, Streptophyta, Magnoliopsida, Ericales, Balsaminaceae. The transcript has 16 exons. Gene Ontology annotation, biological process: protein phosphorylation. The record is from RefSeq and is a predicted model, not a curated record. Gene Ontology annotation, molecular function: cation binding; protein kinase activity; ATP binding.